This is a messenger RNA of Notolabrus celidotus (New Zealand spotty), 3965 nucleotides long. It is a transcript of the gene col6a2, whose product is annotated as collagen, type VI, alpha 2. Lineage: Eukaryota; Metazoa; Chordata; Actinopteri; Labriformes; Labridae. The coding region runs from base 149 to 3196 and encodes 1015 amino acids. The record is from RefSeq and is a predicted model, not a curated record. The transcript is spliced from 33 exons.
CCUCUGGAGCUGGACCGGGACAAGAGAGCAGGCGGGCAGCUCUUCUGCGGGUUUUCCUGCUGUGGAUAUGAGGACAUAAUCGACAAAGGAAAAGCGACCUACGAAGUGAAAAAGUUGUCUGAAAGAGUUCGGACAGGUGAAGAGGAAGAUGCUGGGGUUAAAGGUCGUCGUGCUCUGUCUUCUGUCUGGAGCCCUGACUCACGGCCAGACAACAUGCAGGAAGAAGAAUGAGUGUCCCAUAGACAUAUUCUUCACAAUCGACACAUCAGAGACCAUCGCCCUGCAGGAGCCUCCACCUGGAUCUCUGGUGGACUCCAUCAAGGAAUUUGUAAAGAAGUUUGUGAAGCGUUUGGAGGCUGCUGAGUACAGAGGAGCUGUGAUGAUCAACUGGAACGUAGGAGGGCUUCACUUCUCUCAGACACAAGUGGAGAUCAGUAGCAUCGGAACUAAGGAGAAUUUCUUAAGUAAUGUGGAAACAAAACUUGGUAGAGACAAGUAUCUGGGUAAGGGCACCUACAUUGACUGUGCCCUCACCAACAUGACCCAGAUGAUGAUGCGCUCACCAACAUCGCCCCCAGUCGUCCGGUUCGCAGUGGUCAUCACUGACGGCCAUGUGACUGGAAACCCGUGCGGAGGCAUCAAAGUGGCAGCAGAGAAGGCUCGAGACGAGGGCAUUCGGCUGUUUGCUGUUGCGGCAACAAAAAGCUUAGAGGAGACAGGGAUGAAGGAGAUCGCCAAUUCUCCUGCAUCGGUCUACAGAGAUGAGUUCUUAGCUGUGGAUCUGACUGGGGGCAGAGCCGUCAUCCAGGAUAGAACCAUUGACCGCAUCAUCAAGACCAUGCAACAUGUGGCAUAUGAAGAGUGUUACAGUGAAUCCUGUCUGGAGACAGAAGGGCCCCCUGGUCCUCAAGGCCACAGAGGACAAAAAGGAGCUAAAGGAGACAACGGAGAUCCAGGUCUGAAAGGAGACAGAGGUGGUCCAGGAGACCCUGGUAUUGAGGGUCCCAUCGGUCAGCCUGGUGUCAAGGGAGCGCCAGGUUACUUGGGCGACAAGGGAGAGAUUGGAACUCAGGGGAAAAAGGGUGUAGGAGGUAUCCCAGGACGCAAUGGGACAGAUGGACAGAAGGGUAAAAUUGGACGGAUUGGUGCUCCUGGCUGCAAAGGAGACCCAGGCGACAGAGGUUCUGAUGGUCAUCCUGGAGAGGUCGGUGAACGAGGAUCCCCUGGAACUGACGGAGAUAAGGGUGAUGCUGGUCGUCCUGGAAGAUCUGGUCCUCCCGGCCUGUCUGGAGUAGAUGGACCAAAGGGAGAGAGAGGAAGUCCCGGGGCACCUGGCACCCCUGGAACGAAAGGAAACCCAGGAACCCCAGGAACUGCAGGAUUAAGAGGAGCACCAGGAAGGAGAGGAGACUACGGGCCAAAGGGUAGUCAGGGGUCACCAGGAACAAAGGGAGACAGGGGUGAGAAUGGGCCGGAGGGCCCGAGAGGGUUUCCAGGUGAAGAAGGAAGCAAAGGAACAAAGGGAGACAACGGUCUUCCUGGUCCCAGGGGACAACCAGGCGGUCCAGGAGAGCCAGGGAGAAAUGGGACCAGAGGAGACCCUGGUGAUGCAGGACCAAGAGGAGCACCUGGAACAGCUGGACCAAAAGGAGACAACGGCAGACCUGGCUUUAGCUACCCUGGACCUAGAGGACCAUCAGGUGAAAGAGGAGAGAAGGGAAACCGUGGACCUCGUGGUAGCAGGGGAGACUGUGGUCAUAAGGGUGAUCCUGGAAACAAAGGAACUCCAGGAAUUUCAGGCGAACCAGGACCUGAUGGUGAACCUGGCCAAAGAGGAGUAAGAGGAGAAUUAGGACGUGAUGGAGACCCUGGCCCUUCAGGAGAUCCCGGCCUCACUGAAUGUGAUGUCAUGAACUACAUCAGGGAAACUUGUGGCUGCUGUGAUUGUGAGAAACGCUGUGGAGCCCUGGACAUCGUGUUUGUGAUUGACAGCUCAGAGUCAGUGGGUCUGACCAACUUCACCCUGGAGAAGAACUUUGUCAUCAACACAAUCAACAGACUGGGAUCUCUUGCGAAAGACUCACAGGCAGAUUCAGGCACAAGAGUUGGAGUUGUUCAGUACAGUCACAGCGGAACCUUCCAGGCCAUCCGGCUUGAUGACCCAAAGAUUGAUUCACUGUCUGCUUUCAAGGAUGCAGUGAAGCGUUUGGAGUGGAUCGCUGGAGGAACGUGGACUCCAUCUGCUCUGAAGUUCGCCUAUGACAACCUGAUCAGAGACAGCCGCAGAGAGAAAGCCAACGUCACCGUGGUCGUCAUCACUGAUGGACGCUUUGACCCCAGAGAUGAUGACUCACUGCUCAACUACCUCUGCAGUGAUCCCAGUGUUGAUGUGAGUGCCAUUGGUAUCGGGGACAUGUUCGACCAGAUCGAGGAGAAUGAGAGCCUGAAGAGCAUCUCCUGUCAGAGGGACAACAGAGUGAUGGGCAUGAGGCGCUUCUCAGACCUGGUGGCCGAGGAGUUCAUUGACAAGAUUGAACAUGUCCUCUGCCCAGAUCCUGUCAUCGUUUGCCCUGACCUCCCAUGUAAAUCAGAGCCUGCCUUGGCUAGCUGUGUUCAGCGGCCUGUUGAUGUGGUGUUCAUGCUGGAUGGUUCUGAGAGGAUGGGACUGGAGAACCAUCGCAGGGCCAAAGAGUUCAUUGAGAACGUGGCUAACCGUCUCAUUUUGGCCAAAAGUAGUACAGACGACAGGAAUGCCCGCUUUGCUCUACUGCAGUACGGCAGCCCUGCAGAACAGAGGGUGGAGUUCGCGCUAACACACAAUAUCACGGUGAUAUCAGAUUCACUGGCAGGGGUCACCUAUAUGGACUCCUCUUCUGCUCUUGGCAGUGCCAUAAUCCAUGCUGUCAACAAUCUGGUGAUUCCACAGCGGGGAGACCGCUUGGCUCGGCGUAACGCUGAGCUGGCCUUCGUGUUCAUCACUGAUGGCAUCACGUCCAGCGAGCAGCUGGAGGAAGGCGUGUCAGCCAUGAGGCGAGCAGAAGGCGUUCCCACAGUCAUCGCCAUUGGAUCAGACACAGAUGAAGAGGUGCUGCGGAGGGUGUCGCUAGGGGACACGUCAGCCAUCUUUAGAGGAGUUGAUUACAACAUGCUGAACAAGCCAUCGUUCUUUGAGCGCUUUGUCCGCUGGAUAUGCUAGUCUGGAACUGUAACGCACUACACACCAUAGAGUUAGAAUCCACAGAAUGAAAGAAGGGCCAGCUCCUUCACCGUACACAUAAACACACACAGAGGCAACAGCAAACCUCUGUAGUCAUCAUCAUCAUUUAUGGAUAUAAGGCAGUGAGGCGGCUACAUAUCCAGCUGAUAAGGAUUAAAAGUUAUUAAGACAAGUUUACACAAUCCAAUGUUUUAAAGGCAAACACACAAGCUAUUACACUCAAACACAUAGGCAUGAAACAACGUUCAUUACUUGAUUGUUUUAUUUCUUCUAAAUUUAUGGUCAGCAUUUCCAACCAAAGACAUUCACAAUAAUGCAAGAGGAAAGGUGUUUUAUUAUUGAAUGUGUACCAAAAAAAAGUGUAGGCUCUAUUUUGUUUUGAUGUUUUAUUGAUUUAAAGUUUGCAAAAAAGUUUUUCUCUCUCUGUCUUCACAAACCAUGAUUUACAGAAAAGGUGCUAAAGUAAAAAUAAAGGACAAAGCCAUGUGAGUGGUUCUGAUGACUUUCUUACAUCAUGUUAUGCUGUAAUUACUGUAGGUUGUUCAGGGGAUGAAUACAUUACACAUGUUCUCCAGGGGGGAAAAAAUGUUGCACAUAGAUAUUAUAAAUGUCCCACAGUCAGCCACAUAAGAACAUACAAACACAAACAUGUGAUUAAAACGUAGUUAAUUACAAAUAUACUGACUAACAUUAAAGAGACACAUUUGUGAACAUGAAGUCCAAAUAAAGCCUAAUUUUGUGACCCCUA